This is a messenger RNA of Neltuma alba, 1272 nucleotides long. RefSeq lists its product as uncharacterized. The transcript is spliced from 5 exons. Gene Ontology annotation, molecular function: protein binding. NCBI's taxonomy places the organism in Eukaryota, Viridiplantae, Streptophyta, Magnoliopsida, Fabales, Fabaceae. Bases 1 to 1272 code for a protein of 423 amino acids. The record is from RefSeq and is a predicted model, not a curated record.
AUGGGCAUUGUGUACAAGGCCAUAUCUGAGAACAACUGGUCGGCCGUGAAAGCAUUCAUUGAUCGCCAUCCUCAGGUACUGAACGUAGAUUUUGCAACUUCAAUGGGCGGAACACCUCUUCAUGUGGCAGCAAAGUUUGGGCAUCUACGCAUAGUAGAGGAGCUGGUGGCAUUAGUUGCACAGGAAUAUCUUGUAAUACGCGAUGCUUCUGGUUUUACUCCUCUUGCCAUAGCUGCAUCGCAUGGCGGCGCCAUCCCAGUUGCAAGAUGCUUGGUCAACAAAAAUAGCAUUGCACUCACAAUUCCAGCUCAAGGGAAUUGGACCAUUCCUGUUUCCUUGGCUUUUAUUUCUGGCCACAAGCUAAUGGGACGUUAUCUCUAUUCUGUCACUCAACUAUUGCAAGUCUUCAGACCAGAAAACGGCCAAGUGGGUCCUACGUUCCUCCAUAUCUGUUUGAGAAUUGGACAAUAUGAUAUUGCCUUGCAUUUGCUCCAACGAUGCACGGAGCUGCUUUUUGCUGCUGACUCAUACGGGGUCCCAACAAUUGAGCGUAUUGCAUUCUAUGUUCCUGAAUAUUCUCUUAACAAAAGUCAACUUCCUCUGGAAGCGAUGGGCCUAUCGCUUUAUUUAUUGCAUUAUUAUUUGAAGAAGCUUAUGUUUUCCCAUUUCUUUGAUCACUUUUGGGUGGAAGAUAUUAAAACACCAUCAACCACAAUGACUGGGCAUUUCUGCAUAGAUAUUCAAGAAGGCGAGAGCAACCAAGCUGGUCAAGGAAUAAUGAAGGAAAUAUACGAGAUGAAGCUGCAGUAUGCACAAGCAGCUGAAAUUCUAAAACUAGUUUGUGAGAAUCUGAUGUUUUUGAAUGAAGCGAAGAGGCGUAUUAAUGGAGGAGCAAUGAUUGAAGCAGCAAAAGCAGCGGAGUUUUUGUUGAGAGUGACGAAGGCAAACCCAAAAUUAAUCUCGCAAGUCACUUUUGGUCACUCAACAUACUUGGCCUUUUUCUUCGUGGCUGUCGAAUGUCGUAAAGCUAAGAUUUUCAACCUCCUCCGAAGUUUUUGUUUUAAGAACAUGGCGGCAGCAAUGAUAGCAAAUGACACAAAAAAUCACUUGCUGCCCGCGGAAGCCUUGUUGGCUCCUUCUUCCUACCUUAACCGCAUCUCUGGUGCCGCCUUACAAAUGCAAAGAGAAGUGCAAUGUUUAAGCUAUGACAGUUCCCGGAGGGAACAAUCAGGAUUCAGGGUACCCAAUGUUUAUGAAGGAAAAGUUAUUUAA